Molecule: messenger RNA, 1501 nt
Organism: Colias croceus (clouded yellow)
Lineage: Eukaryota; Metazoa; Arthropoda; Insecta; Lepidoptera; Pieridae
Product: cartilage-associated protein-like
Exons: 2
Coding region: 498-1361 (287 amino acids)
Biological process (GO): collagen fibril organization
Cellular component (GO): endoplasmic reticulum
Molecular function (GO): protein binding; collagen binding
Source: RefSeq, a predicted model, not a curated record
UAUAUAAUAAGAAUAUAAUAUUCCUGUAUACAUUUACCUUUGUAAAAUAGUGAUCGUCAAUUUAAAUAAGUAUUAUCAAAAUCUCAAAAUAAUAAUUUAUAUGUUUCAGAUGUGGUUUCAGACUAUAGGAAAUAAAAAGAAGAUAUUAUACCGUCAUAUCCGCUCUACAUAACAGAAUAUGUUAUUAUUAUUAAAUAGGUCAAAAGCUUACACAGCGGAGUCAAUGGCCAAUGCGAUUUGCGAUAAAACAAUAAAAGUCAUACGUGUACGGUUUAUUAGAGAAUGAUGUGUUAGUACAUAGUAAUGUAACGCGUGUUAACUCAUUACAGUUUUCAUCUUUGGAUUCCACAUACCAAAAAGGACUAGACGCAUAUACAAACGAAAGAUGGUCUGAGUGUAUAGUGCAAUUUGAAGAAUCACUGCAUUUGUAUAAACUUUAUAAAACCGUAAUUAUCAAUUGUAGGUUAAAGUGUAAAAAUGACGCUAAAAUAAGUAACAUGAAUGAAAAUAUAGAGGAUCUGAAAAUAUACGAAUUAUUUAUAAGAACGAGACAGUGCCUGAUGAAUUGUAAACAGGAAGGCUUUGAAAAUAUUCAUAUGUAUAGUAAUGUAUCUGAUGCAAUUGUUUUGAAUAUGCAAACUAGAAAACCCUAUGAAUACUUACACCUGUGUUACUUUCAAAUGUAUGCUCUUCCCAAAGCUGCAUCAGCUUCAUAUACUUUCCUGGUUGGUCACCCUGAGGAUCCGGCCAUGAAGAAAAAUUUAGACUACUACACCCAGCAACCUGAAGUUGAUAUAAAUAAUGUUGUGGAUCUUGAGAGUGAAGACUAUCAAAUUUUAUACAGAUUGGGUCUCAAAUCAUAUAAAUUAAAAAACUGGGGUGAAACAAUAGCCAACAUGGAAGAAACCUUGGUAGAUUACUUGGCCUGGGAAAAUAAAUGUCGGAUGGAAUGUGAACAACAACCAGAACAGGAAUGGUCUCCAGAAGUUACUAUAGUGAUAUCAAAUUAUAUUGCAUCUCUUUUAACAUGUAAGCAAAGGUGUCAAGACCAAUUGAAACCGCUUUACAAUUCUGGAACAGAUUUUCUAGCUGAUCUGCUGAAUUACUUACAAAUAUCUUACUACAAUUUAGACAGACUAGAUGAUGUUGGCAAAGCAGUUGCAAGCUACUUAACAUUACUGCCAGAGGAUGAGGAUAUGUUAGAAAAUAAAAAAAUUUACCAAACCCUCAUUGAUGAAGAUUCUUUCCUUGAGAGAUCUGAUAUUAUUCAUUAUUUAAAAAGAGAUAAAUAUGAAAAACAGUUACUUGAAUUUUUUCAUCAAGAUAAUAGUGAUAAACUUGAAUCUAAUUUGGUAUUUUAAUAUUAUGUAACAAUUGUUUAGAGUAAGAAGUAACUAAAACAUCAUAUACCUAAAUAAUACAUGUGCCAUAUUUUUUUUUAAUGUUAUACUAUGUUAUACCUACUUACUUAUUAAAAUAAUAAAUAUAAAUGCAUAAAAUA